CGGCGGCGACGGCGGCGGCGAAGACUCCCAGAAUGCCUAGCAGAUCCCAAGGUUGGUUUCGUGGACAAAGAAGUCAGGAAUGCGUGUUAUUUAGUCAUACAAGUUUUGUUCUGCUUACCUUUGUGACUUGUAAUGGAGAAAAGUAGUUAUUACUCGAACUUACAGCUUAAUAAAACCAGAAGAUAAGAGAAUGGUAUGGAUUAAAUUUUGGAAAUCUGGUAUCACUACAUAGUGAUACAAAUCCUUUGUUGCAAGGCUAUAAUACUUGGCAUACUGUUUCUAGUGAUUGAUGGUGUAUCACAUAGACCAAUGUAAUGUUUACCACUUGGAGAUCAGCUGACAGGCUGCUGCAGGAUGUCUUUACUAAAUGGCAGUGGGUCCCCUAAGAAGAGGAAAGUUGUACAGGUGAUACUCUUAAGUGGGGCUGAAUUCAAGACAUAUGUAGAUGUCAAAGCUAAAUUCCAUGAGGUUUUCAAUGCAGUUGUCAUUCAGCUUGGAUUAAGAGAGACAGAGUACUUUGGAUUAUCUCUUUUAAAAGACGGCGAACAUCACUUUGUUAACUUGGAUGAAAAAAUUCACAAACAAGCAACAAAAGGAUGGAAGUCUGGACGAGGGGAGGGUUUUGAUAACAAAGGCAAACCUCUGUUAAUUGUCUAUUUUCGUGUACAAUUUUAUGUUGAUGAAGUUUGCUUAUUAAGGGAAAAAGUAACUAGACAUUUGUACUAUCUACAGUUGAAAGAGAAUGUUUUGAAAUACCGGCACUUCUGCAGUAAGGAACGUUGUUUCCAGUUGGCAGCUUUUGCUCUACAGGCUGAUUUUGGUAACUACUAUCCAGAAAAGCAUAAAUCUGGAGACUAUUUUGAUCCUCGAAAAUAUUUCCCUGCUUGGAUGGUUGGGGAACAUGGUAAAGAAUACCUCAUUGAAAAUGCUCCCAAGAUGCAUAAAGAACAACAUGAUGUCACAAGGAAUGAAGCAGAACUGAAAUUUAUUCGAGAGUCUAUUAAAUAUCCUGCUGCUCAUAACUUACAUUUUUACCGUUUAAAGAAGAAGAAAACAGACAAAAUUUGGAAUGCAUGGCUGGGUAUCUGUCCCAAGGGGGUAGAAAUUUAUGAGGAAAUGACUGAAGACUUCAAGAGUCUUCUCUCGACAUUUCUGUGGCCAGACAUAGAAAAGUUAUAUUUCGAUAAAAAGAAGUUUGAAAUUCGUUCAGUUGGUAAACCAGAAGGACGCAAGUUUACUUACUAUACAGACAGUGAUGCCAAAUCUAAAUACAUUCUGUCCAUAUGUCGUAAUACUCAUAUGUUCCAUUUGGAACUGGAGCCAAAAUUGAUGGAAAUUCGACACUUACAGGCAGAAGAUAAGCGAAGAUAUCGUGAAUCAUAUAUCUAUAGUGAUGCACGUGAUAUGGUAGCUAAUGGUGGUUUGGUGUGGAACACACCAUCAGGAACAGGAAGGGGUACUACUGGGGUUGUACAACGUUGUUCAGUUGUCAGUGAUGCUAGUUCUAACACCACAUCAGGCAUUGUUAGUGACAAGGUACCAGUAAGUUUUGAUGAAAAUGAAGAUCAUGGAAGAGAAAUCAUUAUUGACAGUCCACCCAGGUCAAAUGUGUUGGGUACACCUAGUCAAGGACAGAACAAAUUUUCCCUCCAGCCUAGAGAAGUUCAUUCUGUACCCUCCUUAUCAGAUUAUAUGUUAUCAGCCCCAGGAUCAAAUAACAGAAGCCCUAAAUUUGAUAGCAGGCCAAUAGAAGUGUAUAAAUCAACCGGUCGUGCUGGGAGUAGCCCCAACUCAAAGUCUGCCAGUCCGCAUUCCCCCAGCAGUUAUAGAGGCCACCUACGUCAACAACCACCCCAACCAACAGCACCACCUCCACCUCCUCCACCACCACAACAGCAACAGCAACCACCACCACCUCCUCCACCAACAUCAGCACAGCAGCAGCAACAACAGCAACAACCAUCUCCUCAACCUGGCCAACUAAAUUCUGCCACACCUUCUCCUCAACAGAUUAUAUUUAAUGGCAAGAUUCCUCUAAAGUAUGCAAUAACUGGGCCUCCAACCCCUGUGAUUUCACAACAAUCAACUCCAGGAGAAAAACCUAGCAAACCAGUAAGUCGGGGCGACAGCUUCAAGCAACGUUGUCUUCUCCACGUAGAAAACAAUUCUUCUGGAGAACCAAAUACUUUAGCAGUAGACAAUCCUGAUAGCACUGCUACCAACCUUUAUUCAUUACCACCUCCUCUUUCUGUUGUUCAUCCAGUCAGCUUAGACUCACGGUUGCAUCCGAAAAACAUGGUUCCACUCCCUUCUGUCAACUAUAAUUGCCCAUCAUCCAACCAGAAUCUUCCUUCAACAUCUGCUGCCAUUGAUCAUAUCGGUGGUGCAUCUUGGGCAAAAAUGGUUGCAUUGGACUCUAUUUCACCUUGUGGUGCUGGUGUAGCUUGGGGAGGUGGUGGUCUGCCACCAGGACCUCCUGAUAAAUUAAGUCCUUCACAACUGAAUAAUGUUUGGACAAAUAAUGAAUCUCCAGUUGCUGGUGCUUGGAAUAAAAACUUGACUGCCAUAUGCACUGACCAAAUGACAUGUCCUAUAUCUGCUGGGUCUCAAUGGAAAUCUAUACCAGCAGCCCCUUCUGAUCCUUCCUGGACAGCUGAUCCCAUGUGUAAUAUAGUAAAAACUGAUCCAGUUGUGAUCCCAAUGGCAAGGGCAACAUAUAGUGCCAUUGAUGGUGCUCCAAAACAUGUUUUACCUGAUGUAUUAUUACCAGAACUUCCACCCCAGCGAACUACAGACACAAACCUACUGUCAGCAACAUCAGCAACCACUCCAACUAUUCCCCCUAAAGCUGCACCCACUGCUGAUGUACUGGACCUUGCUAAUCAUACACAGCAGUCAGAAUCUGUUAAUAUGAAUGUAGAGAAUGUAACAUCACCUUCAUCAAAUACAGAAGCGACAAAUAUGACCUCUAACUCUAGUGGUAACACUAACCAGCUUUUGGGCAAUGCGAGGGAGAAAUCUACAAGAACUGUACCUGUUGAUUCAACUGUCGAGGGUCACAGAAAUCAGGCACCAGCCCCUGAUUCUGUCGGUCCGGUUGAUUCAAAUCUUCAUCUACACCACCCACCCACUGUAGCUGCUCUCUCACAACCCCAACAGCUGCCUGGUUCUAGCACAGCUACCUCAGAUCCUGACAGCAGUGUCUCUAAUACAGAUGCCAAACCAAAAUCACCAACCAAGAUUUCUCUGAAAAACCAAAAAGAAAUUUUACACCCAGAGUUGGAGAAAAUCAGAACUGAGGCCAACCGGAACUCGGUGCCUUUCAUUACUGCACUCUUUAACGAUCAUUUAUUAUUGAUGCAACACAGCAGUAGCAGUUUUUGCUCUACUGACACUGGCACCAUAAAAUCCACCGAUUCACGGCAUUCUACUGCAUCAAACCAUGAUAUGGAUGGUCGGCGCUUAUCUGCUUGUUACCCGAGCAGCACUGGUACUAUGAUAAUGUGCCACUCGACACGGCCUUACAGCUGGCACAAUGAGAAGUUUGACUUGGACUCGCAGCUUGGCUACAAUGUUGGUGGCAAUGGCGCCACGUCUCCUGCGGGUCUUUCACCCAGUUACUUCAACAAUCAUCACAGUGAGCCAAACACCUUGAAUAACUUCACCACACCUCUGCCUACCUCAUGGACUCAUUCAAUAGCAUGCAUGCCUGGAUGUGGACAGUCUUUGAAUACAUACAACCCACAGAAUAUUGCCUCUCAGCACAUGAUUCCUGCGAGGCUGUCUUGUGGUGGACAUGAUAAAAAUGAAGGCUCAAUGCCCCACAAAACUUUAAAAGAAAAUAUAGGAAUUGCAUAAUGAUUUUACACUAAUUUAUACCCUUUCCUUCUCUCUCUCUCUUUCUCUCUUCCUACUAUCAACAGACUUUUUGUGUUCUUUUGUAGAUAUAGUUCCUUCUUCCUAUAAUGCUCCUUCCUUGCCUGACUCCUCACCUCUCAUUCUUGGAGGGGAAUGUUGUUUCAAAGUUGUUAACAAGGUUGUUUAUUUUUCUAUCCAAUCCCAUUACACCACCCAACUAUAUCCUCAUGUAAAGAUAAAAAAAAACUAUGUAAUUUAUUCAAAAUACCAGCAAUUAAUGCUGCAAACUAACAAAAAAAAGUGGGGCUUUAUUCACGAUUUUCUUUUUUAUUUUAUCUUGUUAAAUCAUACAAACUUAUUUUAUUAUUAUUAUUUAUUUCCUUUGUAAGAAUACAUUUAAAAAAAUGGCCAUCUUGAAAACUCACAUUUUGUUCAUGGCCACUCAUACUCAAGGUUAUUUUGAGAACAUUUCUAUAAUGUAUGUGUGUGUAUAUAUGUAUACAUAAACGUAUUCAGCAAUUUUUGAAAGCUGCUAAUUUAUGGGUGGGGGGUAAAUUUGGUGAGUUUGUAUCUUCUGAUUUAUUGAUUUAAAAAAAAAAAAA
Messenger RNA from Octopus sinensis (East Asian common octopus), 4460 nucleotides. Its product is annotated as flocculation protein FLO11-like. The coding region runs from base 355 to 3858 and encodes 1167 amino acids. Gene Ontology annotation, biological process: positive regulation of hippo signaling. The transcript is spliced from 14 exons. NCBI's taxonomy places the organism in Eukaryota, Metazoa, Mollusca, Cephalopoda, Octopoda, Octopodidae. The record is from RefSeq and is a predicted model, not a curated record. Gene Ontology annotation, cellular component: cytoplasmic side of apical plasma membrane; cytoskeleton.